AGUGGCGGCGGUCCGGGAGCAGCAGACAGGCCGGGCCACCGCGAGGAACGCCCCGAGCGCGCGCCCGGCGGGUAGCGGUCCGGGGACCCGCGCUGCUUCCACCACUGCCGCCGCCGCCGCGUGCGGGGGUGGAGGAGGGGGGAAGGCGAGGAACCGCGGCAGCCGUGCGGUGGCGGGAGAUGCGGCCGGCCGCAGGCACUCGGCGGGCUCGGCUCAGCCACCGCCGCCUUCCCCGGCCCCGUCGCGCGGGUCGCCGCGGCUACCACGCCGACUUCGAGUUGCCAGCGUGAGCAGCCUCGCCUUCGAGGCGGAGACUGAGAGGAAGCCCCGCACGCGGUCCGCCACCUUCUGUCCUGGACAUGCUUAUGUACAGGAGCGUUGUCAUUUACCACAGGGCUUCGCUUCUGUCCCAAGGUAUCCAGCACCUUGCCAGCAUCUGACUCCACACACCAAACUCCCGUAGUCCAGAGGGAAAGGCAGAAGCCCAUUGCUAUGGACAGCGCCAUUACCCUUUGGCAGUUCCUCCUCCAGCUCCUGCAGGAGCCUCAGAACAAGCACAUGAUCUGCUGGACCUCAGACAAUGGGGAGUUCAAGCUUCUGCAGGCAGAAGAGGUAGCUCGGCUCUGGGGCAUUCGCAAGAACAAGCCCAACAUGAAUUACGACAAACUCAGCCGCGCUCUCAGAUACUACUACGUGAAGAAUAUUAUUAAAAAAGUGAAUGGUCAGAAGUUUGUGUACAAGUUUGUCUCUUACCCAGAGAUUUUGAAAAUGGAUCCAAUGGCAGUGGGCAGGAUGGAGGGAGACUGUGACCCUCCAAACCCCAGUGAAGUCAGCGGCAGCGGCUCCAAAGAGGCGGAGAACGGAGGGAGAGAGCGAGCAGCACCUCAGCCCGGCGCCAAGGCCUCGAGCCGCAAUGACUACAUCCACUCCGGCUUGUAUUCUUCAUUCACUCUCAACUCACUGAACACCGCCAACAAGAAGCUUUUCAAGUCUAUAAAGAUGGAGAAUCCAGCCGAGAAACUGGCCGAGAGAAAAGCUCAGGAGCCAUCACCAUCGGUCAUCAGAUUUGUAACCACACCUUCCAAAAAGCCGCCCGUGGAACCUGUUGCUGUCGCCAUCUCAUCUGGGCCCAGUAUUUCCCCGUCUUCUGAAGAAACCAUCCAAGCAUUAGAGACCUUGGUUUCUCCGAAGCUGCCUUCCUUGGAAGCCUCAACUUCUGUAUCCAGUGUCGCUUCCACUUUCACCCCCACACCUCCUGCUCCGUCCUUACCCCUUUCUUUGAAGGAGCCUUCUAGAACACCUUCUCCACCACUGAGCUCCAACCCAGACAUUGAUACAGACAUUGCAUCAUUGGCUUCUCAGCCAAUGGAACUUCCAGAGAACUUGUCACUGGAGUCUAAAAACGAGGACUCGGUUUUGCCAGAAAAGGACAAAACAAAUAGCUCCUCAAGGUCCAAAAAACCCAAAGGGUUAGAACUGGCACCCACUCUUGUGAUCACAGGCAGUGACCCGAGCCCACUGGGCAUAUUAAGCCCUUCUCUCCCUACGGCUUCUCUCACACCAGCACUUUUUUCUCAGACACCUAUCCUACUGACCCCAAGCCCUCUGCUCUCCAGCAUCCACUUCUGGACUACGCUCAGCCCGGUGGCUCCCCUGAGUCCUGCCAGACUUCAAGGUGCUAACACGCUUUUCCAGUUUCCUUCUGUACUGAAUAGUCAUGGACCAUUCACUCUCUCUGGCCUGGAUGGACCUUCUACUCCUGGUCCAUUUUCCCCGGACCUGCAGAAGACAUAACAUGUGCACUUAUGGACAGAACCGAGGAACCGAAGAACAGAGGCGCUCAACCUGGUUGCCUUUGAAGUGAGCAACUGGUUCUGCAGUUCUGAUUGUAGACUAUUGUGGGUUUUUGCCAUUUUCCAUCGAGAUGCCUUUUAUGGGUUCCAUUUGACUCAGUGUUGGACUAUGUAUAAAAAUGCCUUAAUUGGAGUCCAAACUCCACCUUCCUCUCUUGUUUUCUCUUUUUCUUUCUUUAGAGCUUUGUGCUAAAGUAAUUUUGGGUGGGGUUUUGACAGUUGCACUUCGUGAGAAUGUUUAAGAACAAAGUUACUCCUCCUGGCUGUCCGGUCUCUUUGUCAGGAAAAAAAUUAUUAUGCUUAGGCUCUUGUGAUUUCAAGUAAUAUUAGUUAAAUGACAUGGCCACCUAUUUAGGGCUAAUUAUGCUCUGUCAAACAACCGAGUUGUUCAUAAGCAGUGGGAGAAAAAGAACCAUUCCUGUUUGUACACAGUAAGAUGGGGACUCUUGUGUUGAGGACUGUAACGUUAGGUAUUCUGUUUAUGCCUGUCCAGGGCGGAGCUCUAGCCAUGGGUAUGGUCUUGUCUGAGCCUGUCAGUAGGGCUUAGGGCUAGUCUGUUUUGACAUAGAAGAUGGUUAAGGCUUGGCUUUUUACAGUGGUUUUUGGAUCAUCUGGUGGCUAUAGAGGACCCUGCAUCUAGCACAGCAACGUGGUAUGAUUACAUAACUGCAAGCAAAGCACGUAAAUGAUGUGUUUUAGGGAAAGGAUGGAUCUGGGCUUUGAAAAUUGGAAGCAUUCCCUACGUAAAAAGUUCUGUUGAAUACCUUCAAACAUGUGGCGCUUUUCCCAGUUAGAAGAACGCCAGAGUAAAGGAGCCAUUCUCUUUGCCGUGCAUCGUGCCCUGUGUUCUGCCCUAUAUUUAACAUCUUUUCUUUUAAAUCCAAGGCUGGUGAGGUGACUAGGAAGGUAAAGAAGCUGCCCAGUCAGUAGUGAAAGAUUCCUCCCAGAGGAGAAGAGGUUUCCCUUGGCACUGCCUACACGGCAGGAUCCAGCUGUUGGUAUUAGUAGUGAGAACUUGUGAUGUCAUACCGAGAUUGCCCCACGUACAGAAUAGAACCAUUGGCCAUCAAUGCCAGGAGCAGGUAGAUAGGUUUGAUCCCCGCAAACUGCAUCGAUACCAGUAUCACAGUGGAAUUGCCUGGAAAAUGUGGCUUUCAAGUCCAGGACUCAAUGAUAUGCCUACCCAUUGAAGUAGUUUUAUUAACCCUAUGACCGAAUCACGUGAACUCUGUGGAAAGGAGGAGUAAGGACUUAAAGGCUCAAAAGGACACUGCUGUGGACAUACCCCAUCUUCCACAUGUACAGUAUUCACUUGAAACGCACUUCUCUACAGUAGAGACGUGGAUGCCGCCUCUGCUAACGUUCCGUGGUGGAGAGAGCAGGGCGCUGGGUGCUGCCUUGCGCUCGGCGGUGCUGGGGACCAGCACUGGCUCAUUUGAGUCCUCACUUCUCUUCCUAAGACGUGCAAUAGUAGUGUGGAAAGGCCGUGUUCCGUGUGACAGGACAGGCACUCUGUGUUAUCUCCCCAUCUUUCUUAGUUUGCUUCCCCGUUGGCCCCUCAGCUGCACACUUUGUACAGUCAGUCAGCUGUAGUGGUUGACUUAGCCAGAUGUUUUAAAUUCUGAAAGCACAAAAGUAUUUUGCCCUUUUGAGUUAAAGGAGAAAAGCCAUCGGUCUGUGUUCACAGAUGGUGUUUGAUAGCUUACACUCUCAGAACAGAACGGCCUUAGCGCCAUGGGCACUGCCAUUUCAGCUCUGAGCAACUUCCUAGGAAGCGGUGUUCGAGGUCAGCCGGCCCGUGGCUUUCUGUAAGCCUGUGAGUGCAGUGUCGGAGGUGCGAGGUCUCUCGAGGAGGGGGAUCUGCUUGCUUUUUGACAGCAGCCACUCUGGGGAAGUGUGUACCUGUUGUGUGUGUGUGUGUGUGAAUGCGUGUGUCCUUCAAGUCAUCAUUUCCAACUUCGGCAUGUGUGUG
Perognathus longimembris pacificus (Pacific pocket mouse) is the source of this 3825-nucleotide messenger RNA. It is a transcript of the gene Elk4, whose product is annotated as ETS transcription factor ELK4. Gene Ontology annotation, cellular component: nucleus. The record is from RefSeq and is a predicted model, not a curated record. Lineage: Eukaryota; Metazoa; Chordata; Mammalia; Rodentia; Heteromyidae. Bases 493 to 1794 code for a protein of 433 amino acids. The transcript is spliced from 6 exons. Gene Ontology annotation, molecular function: sequence-specific DNA binding; DNA-binding transcription factor activity, RNA polymerase II-specific. Gene Ontology annotation, biological process: regulation of transcription by RNA polymerase II; cell differentiation.